This is a messenger RNA of Brassica napus (rape), 636 nucleotides long. The record is from the annotation of a RefSeq genome assembly. Lineage: Eukaryota; Viridiplantae; Streptophyta; Magnoliopsida; Brassicales; Brassicaceae.
UCUUUGCUCUGGGCAGGAGCGCUAGUGGACACGGGGAGGGAGCAGGCGAAGCGUGUCGUUCGUAAUGGAAAGAAAGAGACCACUACUUCGCCUCUUUGUUGGACCGCCGGCGCGAACACAGUGGUCUCUGAUCAGGACCAGGAACCAAUUCGAAUUUGGAUCUUGACAUGUUGGUGGUUUUUAACCGUAGGCAUCUUGCCAGGAAGUUGGUGGGCUUAUCAUGAAUUAGGUCGGGGUGGCUGGUGGUUUCGGGAUCCCGUAGAAAAUGCUUCUUUUAUGCCUCGGGUAUUAGCCACAGCUCGUAUUCAUUCUGUAAUUUUACCCCUUCUUCAUUCUUGGACCUCGUUUCUUAAUAUUGUGACUUUUCCAUGCUGUGUCUUAGGAACCUUUUCAAUACGGUCCGGAUUGCUAGCUCCCGUUCAUAGUUUUGCUACAGAUGAUACACGAGGAAUCUUUUUAUGGUGGUUCUUCCUUCUAAUGACCGGCAUAUCUAUGAUUCUUUUCUACCAGAUGAAGCAGCAGGCAUCGGUCCGUAGAACGUAUAAAAAAGAAAUGGUUGUGGCGCGAAGUACUCUUGUGCAUCUACGUCACUCGGCUCGCGCGCAACCCCGCCCCGUUAUGUUAUGGAAGAAUUGA